Molecule: messenger RNA, 447 nt
Organism: Lodderomyces parapsilosis
Lineage: Eukaryota; Fungi; Ascomycota; Pichiomycetes; Serinales; Debaryomycetaceae
Product: U4/U6-U5 snRNP complex subunit
Exons: 1
Coding region: 1-447 (148 amino acids)
Biological process (GO): mRNA splicing, via spliceosome
Cellular component (GO): U4/U6 x U5 tri-snRNP complex; spliceosomal complex; U5 snRNP
Source: RefSeq, a predicted model, not a curated record
AUGGGUUCAGUAUUCCUUCCUAAUUUACGUACAGGCUGGCACGUCGAUCAAGCAAUCCUAGCCGAAGACGACCGAGUAGUGGUGCUUCGAUUCGGUAGAGAAGAAGAAACUGCGUGCAUGAUAAUUGAUGAAUUGCUAUAUUCCAUAGCUGAUAAGGUUAAAAACUUUGCUGUCAUCUAUUUGGUCAACUUGGAUAAAGUCCCUGAUUUCAACAUCAUGUACGAAUUGGAUCAAAAUAAACGAGAGCCAUACACAUUGAUGUUUUUUUAUCGAAAUAAACACAUAUUGUGUGACUUCGGUACUGGGAAUAACAACAAGUUGAAUUUCCCCAUUUAUGAUAAACAAGAAUUGAUUGAUAUAAUUGAAACCAUUUAUCGUGGUGCGAGAAAAGGGAAAGGAUUAGUGAUAAGCCCCAAGGACUACAGUCGAGCGGCAAAGAAUAUAUAA